ACUCACCUUAGCCGUCCGCCGGACCUCAACCUAUUCCGUUUAUUUUUUACACAUACCUUCCACAGCCAACUGUUCCAUUCGCAAUUCAAGCUCCCUUGGUCAAGCUUCCAUCCUCCGACUCAAGCACCAUGCUCAAGCUCUCCAAACUCCUCCAGCAAAGAGGUUUUCACAUCACCUUUGUCAACACUGAGUUCAACCACAAACGCCUCCUCAAAUCUCGGGGCCCCGACUCCCUCAACGGGCUCUCUUCCUUCCGGUUCGAAACCAUACCCGAUGGGCUCCCCGAGUCCGAUGCCGAUGCAACCCACGACAUCCCACUUCACACCUCCGACUACAUCGAUUCCGACGACGAAGACCUCUUCAAUUCCAUCCUCGAUCGCAUCUCUACCCAAGCUCGACAGCCCAAGCAUUUGUCCCAUACCUCCAAAUCCUUCAUCAAUUCACUUCCAAUCUUGAAAAUCACCGGGUCCCUAUUAUCCAAAUCUUGCUCAAUUUGCAAGGAUGAGUUUGAGAAAAAUGAUCAAGUCAAUCCAUUGCCUUGUGAUCAUGUUUUUCAUCACAAUUGCAUCCUUCCGUGGCUCAAUCGCAGCAAUUCGUGUCCCUUGUGUCGGUACAAGUUGCCCAUGGAGAGGAGACCGAAGCCCUUGAUGCUGUAUGUGGUGAGGUUGGGGCAUUUGUAUGUGGAAGGAUGGGGUGAAGACCAUGAAAGUGGGUUUCGUGACGCCGUGCUGAGGAAUGGACUGUUUGCUGUGUUGACUCAGCAGCAGUCUUCAUCUUCCUUCACCGCAACGCGAAUGGGGAGAGCA
This is a messenger RNA of Camellia sinensis, 806 nucleotides long. RefSeq lists its product as uncharacterized. The record is from RefSeq and is a predicted model, not a curated record. NCBI's taxonomy places the organism in Eukaryota, Viridiplantae, Streptophyta, Magnoliopsida, Ericales, Theaceae. Gene Ontology annotation, molecular function: quercetin 3-O-glucosyltransferase activity; quercetin 7-O-glucosyltransferase activity.